GCCCCGCCCCCGGCACACUCAGCGAGGUUAGGGAGGUCCUGGCUUCCCACGCCUGUCGCGGCAAGAUGGCGGUGGCGCACGAAGUGAAUGGAGCUGUUCCCGCGUCGGAUUUCUGAUGAUCAGACUUGUCUACAAGAAGUCAGCUAGCAAGGCUGCUUUUCUCUGCUAAAGCUGAGAAGCUGAUUGACAUCAUGAAAGUCUUCUGCGGGCGGGCCAAUCCGACCACAGGAUCUGUGGAGUGGCUGGAGGAGGAUGAGCAUUAUGACUACCACCAGGAGAUUGCAAGGUCAUCCUAUGCUGAUAUGUUGCAUGACAAAGAUAGGAAUAUGAAAUACUACCAGGGCAUCCGGGCUGCUGUGAGCCGGGUGAAGGACAGAGGACAGAAGGCCUUGGUUCUUGACAUUGGCACUGGCACAGGACUCUUGUCAAUGAUGGCGGUCACAGCUGGUGCCGACUUCUGCUAUGCCAUUGAGGUUUUCAAGCCUAUGGCUGAUGCUGCUGUGAAGAUUGUGGAGAAAAACGGCUUCAGUGAUAAGAUUAAGGUUAUCAAUAAACAUUCCACUGAGGUGACUGUAGGACCAGAUGGUGACAUGCCAUGCCGUGCCAACAUCCUGAUCACGGAGCUGUUUGACACGGAACUGAUUGGGGAGGGAGCCCUGCCCUCCUAUGAGCAUGCACACAGGCACCUCGUGCAGGCAAAUUGUGAAGCAGUGCCUCACAGAGCAACCGUCUAUGCGCAGCUGGUAGAGUCCAGGAGGAUGUGGUCGUGGAAUAAGCUGUUUCCCAUCCGUGUUCAGACCAGCCGAGGAGAGCGGGUCAUCAUCCCCCCCUUGGAACUGGAGAGGUGCCCUGGUGCGCCCUCCGUCUGCGACAUUCAGCUAAACCAGGUGUCACCUGCUGACUUCACCAUCCUCAGUGACGUGCUGCCUAUGUUCAGUGUGGACUUCAGCAAGCAAGUCAGUAGCUCAGCAGCCUGCCAUAGCAGGCAGUUUGAACCGCUAGUGUCUGGCCGAGCUCAGGUGGUUCUCUCCUGGUGGGACAUUGAAAUGGACCCUGAGGGGAAGAUCAAGUGCACCAUGGCCCCCUUCUGGGCACACUCAAAUCCAGAGGAGCUCCAGUGGCGGGACCACUGGAUGCAGUGUGUGUACUUCCUGCCACAGGAGGAGCCCGUUGUCCAGGGCUCAGCCCUCUGCCUGGUAGCCCACCACGACGACUACUGUGUGUGGUACAGCCUCCAGAAGACCAGUCCUGAAAAGAAUGAGAGAGUCCACCCAGUGCGCCCCGUGUGUGACUGCCAGGCUCACCUGCUCUGGAACCGGCCUCGGUUUGGAGAGAUCAAUGAUUGGAACAGAACUGAGCAAUACAUCCAGGCCCUGAGGACGGCGCUGAAGCCGGAUAGUGUCUGCCUGUGCGUCAGUGAUGGCAGUCUGCUGUCCAUGCUGGCCUAUCACCUUGGGGCGGAGCAGGUAUUUACAGUAGAGAAUUCAGCAGCUUCUCAUAGACUGAUGAAAAAAAUCUUCAGGGCCAACCACUUGGAAGACAAAAUUAAUAUAAUAGAGAAACGGCCUGAAUUAUUAACACCUGCAGACUUGGAGGGUAAAAAGGUUUCUCUCCUCCUGGGUGAGCCAUUCUUCACCACCAGCCUGCUUCCGUGGCACAACUUGUACUUCUGGUAUGUGCGGACUGCUGUGGACCAACACCUGGGGCCUGGCGCUGUGGUGAUGCCCCAGGCCGCCUCGCUGCACGUGAUGGUCGUGGAGUUCAGGGACCUAUGGCGCAUCCGGAGCCCCUGUGGUGACUGUGAAGGCUUCGAUGUGCACAUCAUGGAUGACAUGAUUAAGCGCGCCCUGGACUUCAGAGAGAGCAAGGAGGCUGAGCCUCACCCUCUGUGGGAGUACCCGUGCCGCAGCCUCUCCAAGCCCCAGCAGAUCCUGACCUUUGAUUUUCGGCAGCCAGUCCCCCUACAGCCUGUCCAUGCUGAGGGCACCAUCGAGCUGAGAAGGCGCGGGAGGAGCCACGGAGCUGUCCUGUGGAUGGAAUACCACCUGACCGCGGACAGCACAGUCAGCACCGGCCUCCUGAAGCCUGCAGAGGAUGAGGGGGACUGCUGCUGGAACCCCCACUGUAAGCAGGCCGUGUACUUCUUCAACACCACACUCGACCUCAGAGUGCCGCUGGGUGGCCCACAGACCGUCACCUACACUGUGGAGUUCCGCCCCCACACUGGAGAUAUCACCAUGGAUUUCACGCUCUCAGAUGCGUUGGACCGUGGGUGCUGACCCUCACUUGUUGAGAAAUAAAGUGGAGGAGGGCUCUGGGCUCUGAAUGAUGGCUUUCCGUGGAGAAAAGUGAAGACACCUUGCCUUUCAGGAUCCGUCUUGGCCUCGGGGAUUGGAGGAGACCACUUCCCGUUUUGUGUUUUUGCACUGCUGGGUCCUUGCUCCAGAAAUGGCAGGAAGUGGGGAUUACUUUGGAACUGAGAAGGCGCCAAGGAGCCUACCCGCAGUGGCUUUUAAAGUGCUCAGAGAGCUUCCUGGCCACAGUGUCGCUCCUGCGCUCCCUGGGAGGGAGCCAGGGCUGACUGGGCUGGGUGGGUCUGCUAUUCUUCUGGAGCUGGGCCAGCCUGGCCUUGCGCUCUGGGGGCCUUUGAGUCCACCUGCCCACUCCAGCUCAGAGAGGCUACUAUGGGCAGAGUUACUGAUGUGGCUGGGCUCUGGGUCUUGAAGACCCUGGUAGGGCCAGACUGAGGACCAAGUUCAGACUCUUUUUGUUUGCUAGGUAAUGGCCCCAAUCCACAUUUGUAAAGGUUUGGCCUCCGUGUGCAGCAGCAGCAGGUGACCAAGACCAGCACCUGGACACCAUGCUGCUCUUCUGAAGUCAGGGAGGAGGCUGUCCCAGAGCAGUUCAGACGCAGAUCCAGGAUACCAGCCGGCAGGAGGAGGGAGCCCGAAGGUACAGCCCUUUCCCACGUGCCCCCUUCUAGCAAAAGGAGCUUAUCCCACAGCAGUCUGAGCAGAUGGGUAGGUACUAGUGCAGGCACCCCAGCUUCACCUUGCCAGAGACGGGCAGGGAGUCCCAAGGAGGCCCAGCCUGGUUUCUUCCCACACACAAGGUCUUGUUCUGCUGUUUACUCUAGUUCCACAGGGAGUAAGUAAGAGAACCCAAGUGGCCUGGUUUUUGAGUGGUUCAGGGCAGACUCAGACUGUGCUUAUCCCAUGGGGAAGGGCAGGAAAGGUAGGCCUCCACGGCGGUCUCCCCAUUGCCCCACCUGGCCACCUUGCCUGCUGGAGUCAGAACAGGGUCCAGACCAGCUUUUCACUCAAAUAAGUGCAGAACACCAGCCUUGAGCCUCACAGUUUUAUUUUUUUUUUUCCUCAUUAUCCAUCCUUCUUUUCAGCACCAGUAAAGGAAAAAAAAAACACUUCUCUUUUCAAAAUA
Messenger RNA from Budorcas taxicolor (takin), 3438 nucleotides. It is a transcript of the gene PRMT7, whose product is annotated as protein arginine methyltransferase 7. Bases 192 to 2279 code for a protein of 695 amino acids. Gene Ontology annotation, biological process: peptidyl-arginine methylation. The record is from RefSeq and is a predicted model, not a curated record. Gene Ontology annotation, molecular function: protein-arginine N-methyltransferase activity. Lineage: Eukaryota; Metazoa; Chordata; Mammalia; Artiodactyla; Bovidae. The transcript is spliced from 18 exons.